AUGGGUCAGCGAGAGAGAGCGGACGGUAUGAGCCACCAGACGUGGCGAUUCCUUGGCCGUCCGCUGGGGGUUUUCCCACCGUCCAUUGCUCUUUUCCUUUCCCCUUUAAUUUUUUCCGGCAUCGCAGCUGUAAUGCAUGAUUUCCAAGAAGGCGGUCUCUCGAAACUGGAAGAAAUGGUUUGCGAUGCUGGAAUUCCACUGAUCGAUCUCGCUCCAUUUUUCCAGGCCGAGGCUCCCGAGGUCUUGGAGCUCCGACGCCAGAGGAUAGGAGAGAUUGGAAAUGCCUGCGAGGAGUGGGGAUUCUUCCAGGUCCAGAACCACGGCCUGGAUAGCAAGCUCAUUACCGAUUCCUUGAAAGUUUCCAGCGAGUUUUUCGAUCUUCCGCUGGAGGAGAAGAGGAAGCUCUCGCUGCCGGCUGGAGUUUCGCCUGUCCCGAUUGGAUUUUGCUGUGAUAGUGGCCUGGAUGACAAGGUGGAGAACAAGGAACAUAUGUUCUUCUUUGCCGAGGAUGGGAAGAAGGCGACCAAAAAUGGUGGUAGCUACGCUCAAUACAAUGUCUGGCCUGACACUCCAGCGAGCUACAAGCCUAUUAUCAAGGACAGGCUUCUCAAGGAGACCCAAACAACCGCAAUCUUCUUGCUGAGCCUCAUCUCCCAGAGCCUGGGCCUUUCAAAGGACUUCCUUUAUGAGCACUACGAGGACAAACUCAACGCUUUGAUAAUGCUCCACUAUCCCCCGUCUCACUCCACCGACGAGAUCGGCCUGUCCAAGCACCAGGACGGGAACAUCCUCAGCGUUGUCGCACAGAGCGAGGUGGAAGGCCUCCAAAUCCUCAAGGAUGAUAAGUGGAUCACCAUCCAGCCGCGACCAAACUGCCUUGUUGUCAACGUUGGUGAUAUAGUCCAGGUGUGGAGCAACGAUCGCUACAAGAGUGUCUUACACCGCGUAAUCAACAACAAGGCAGGGACUCGCUACUCUUUUUCUUUUUCGUGCGUUCCCGGAGUCACCACUCAAGUAUGCCCACUGCCGCAGUUCACUGCAGGUGUCAACGAGCCGCCCAAGUACCGAGAGUUUCGAUACGGCGAAUACAUGAUGUUCAGAUUCGAAAACAAGAAGGUUGGAGGUCCCAACUCAGAGGAAAUCACCAUCAAAUACUACGCAAUAUAAAAGAAAAGAGUAAGAAAGCGGUUUCUAAUUACUAAGUUUAAGAAAAGUUGACAGCUGGGAAUGUUCUAAAUCGGACAUGACAUAAGAAAACGUU
Selaginella moellendorffii is the source of this 1261-nucleotide messenger RNA. RefSeq names its product flavonol synthase/flavanone 3-hydroxylase. The record is from RefSeq and is a predicted model, not a curated record. The transcript is spliced from 4 exons. Gene Ontology annotation, molecular function: dioxygenase activity. NCBI's taxonomy places the organism in Eukaryota, Viridiplantae, Streptophyta, Lycopodiopsida, Selaginellales, Selaginellaceae. The coding region runs from base 1 to 1167 and encodes 388 amino acids.